GCCCAGGAGGAGGAGGAGGAAGAGGAGGAGGAGCAGCACUGGGCAUGGCGGCGCCCGCAGCUCUGCAGAGGAGCGUGGUGUCCCCCGCGGGCAGGCACACCGCCUCCCUCAUCUUCCUGCACGGCUCAGGUGAUACCGGCCAAGGAGCAAGAGCAUGGAUAAAACAAAUUUUGAAUCAGGACAUGGCAUUUCAACAUAUAAAAGUAAUUUACCCAACGGCUCCUCUCAGGCCAUAUACACCUAUGAAGGGAGCCUCUUCCACUGUGUGGUUUGACAGGUAUAAGAUCUCUAAUGACUGUCCAGAACAUAUUGAAAGUAUUGAUUCUAUGUGCCGAAGACUUACAGACUUGAUCAACGAUGAGAUUAAAAAUGGCAUUGCAAAAAAUAGGAUACUAAUAGGAGGCUUUUCGAUGGGAGGUGGAAUGGCAAUGCAUUUAGCAUAUAGGUUUCAUCAAGAUCUGCCAGGAGUUUUCGCUUUGUCUAGUUUUCUCAAUAAAGACUCUGCUGUUUACCAGGCUUUGAAAAGAAAUGAAAGUGUUCUUCCAGAAUUAUUUCAGUGUCAUGGAACUGCUGAUGAACUAGUUCUCUACUCAUGGGGUGAAGAGACCAACAAGAUGUUAAAGUCACUGGGAGUACCAACGUCACUUCAUACUUUUCCAAACCUUAAUCAUGAGUUAAGCAGAACUGAAAUAGAAAAGCUAAAAACUUGGAUUAUAAAGAAAUUGCCUGUUGAAGUAGCAAAGACAAAUGAAUAAAAGAAGAUGCAGCUUUCAUAUA
This is a messenger RNA of Calidris pugnax (ruff), 777 nucleotides long. It is a transcript of the gene LYPLAL1, whose product is annotated as lysophospholipase-like 1. Bases 45 to 755 code for a protein of 236 amino acids. The record is from RefSeq and is a predicted model, not a curated record. Gene Ontology annotation, biological process: protein depalmitoylation. NCBI's taxonomy places the organism in Eukaryota, Metazoa, Chordata, Aves, Charadriiformes, Scolopacidae. The transcript has 5 exons. Gene Ontology annotation, cellular component: cytoplasm. Gene Ontology annotation, molecular function: carboxylic ester hydrolase activity; palmitoyl-(protein) hydrolase activity.